AGCAACAACCACAAGCGGUCCAAGUCCGCCGCCGCGCUGUCGCUGCUGCGCCGAAAAGACACUCGCGAUGACGAAUCCGGAUCCGAAGACGGCCGACUCUCGGCCACGGGGAGUCAUGCAUCUCCCCCGAAGGCUGCGACAUCCGCUGCCCGCAGCCACAGCUCGCGACUCUCGACGCCGUCGGCCAUCCUGAGCAGGACGCCGUCCAACAACCAGGCUGCCGCGAGCGUGAAAUCCUCCCCUACGUCAGAUGUCAAGACCGGCAGCCUUGAGCAGUCGGUGCGCAAGUUCAGGGUUGUCGAGGCCCUGAGGAGCGGGGACACGGCGUCCAUCUCAAAGGCCAUUCGGGAGACGGCCGACGGCGUCCCACGUGCGAGCAUCUCGUCCCUUGGCGGGGCCAGUGCUGGCGGCGCACUGGAGGACACCACCAUUCUUCACCUGGCCAUGCAGUGUGCCGAGUUCCCCGUCAUUGAAUAUGUUCUCUCGGACGGCCUUGGCAGCCUCGACGUCAACUCUCGAGACAAGGAUGGCAAUACCCCGCUGCACAUCGCCGCCAUGCACGGCCGGACCCAGGCAGUCAAGCUGCUGCUGGAGCAAAAGGACAUCAACGAUGCCAUCGCGAACAACCAAGGGAAGCUCCCCAUCGACCUGGCGCGAACCCCCGAAAUUUUCCAGCUGCUCCAGCUUUCGCGCUCUCUCUUCACGGACGCCAAAGUGCAGCAGAUUCAGGACCUCAUUGCCAAGAACGACUAUGAUACCCUUGCUCAAGUGCUGGAGGAGCAGCGGCUUAAGACGAUGCUGGACAUUAAUAGCACCGAGUUUGUAUGCGACCCGGUUGUUGCGCAAGCCGGCGGCACGCUGCUUCACGAAGCGGCCAAGAAGAAGAACAUUCAGCUCAUCCAAGUGCUUCUGCUACACGGCGCCGAUCCCUUCCGUCGCGAUCGCAGAGGCAAACUGCCCCAGUCAAUCACGAAUGACGACAAUGUCAAGGCCAUCCUGAAGAAGUCGCCAGCUGCUGUGGCGGCGCAGAGGGGUAUCCAAGAGAAGGCAGUCUUGGGACAUGCGGCCUCGCAGAGCGUUUCUGCUGGAGGGCCUAUCGAUCCCUUGGCAGGCCGCGAGGCCCGCGAGAUGAAGGGCUACUUGAAGAAAUGGACCAACUAUCGCAAGGGAUACCAGUUGCGCUGGUUCGUGCUCGAGGACGGUGUGCUCAGCUACUACAAGCACCAAGAUGAUGCCGGCUCGGCAUGUCGCGGGGCCAUCAACAUGAAGAUUGCCCAGCUUCACAUGAGCCCGGAUGAAAAGACAAAGUUCGAAAUCAUCGGCAAAUCGUCUGUGAAGUAUACGCUCAAGGCAAACCACGAGGUGGAGGCCAAGCGGUGGUUCUGGGCCCUCAACAACUCCAUCCAGUGGACCAAAGAUCAAGCCAGGGAGGAAGAGCGCCAAGCGGCUCGCAACGCGGAGCUUCUUCGAAUCGCCAAAGCCGAUCAGAGCGGCGCACUCUCCCUCCAGGAGUCCCACAGCGAGAACACAAGCACGACGGAUCUGAGGCGGAUCAGCACGCAGUUGCAGGCGCGACCCAUCCUAUCGGUUAAAAAGUCAGACAUGACCGCAACGAGCAUAGGCAGUGUAGAAGAGGAGGAUUUUGUGGAUACUUACACAGAGGCCGAGGCCAUACAUAGCCACGAGCACGUUGCUGGCCCAGGAACCACAGCUGGAGACGGAGACGACGAAGACGACUAUGGCGAGGAGACGAGUGGCCGCGAGGAGCCCCAGGCAACCAAGGACGCCCUCAACAUCACGGCGCAAUCAGCGAAACUGCAACUCGAAACCAUGGCAAGCGUGCACUCGGCGCUCAUGGGAGAGCUUUCUCGCAGUCCUGCCACAGCGCUGUCGGAUACAAAGGUGGCACAGGCACUCUCCACAUAUGACGCUGCCAUCCGGAGCUUGACGGGCCUUGUUGGCGACCUGCUCCGGAUCUCCAAAGACCGUGACGCAUAUUGGCAGUACCGGCUGGAUCGCGAGUCGAACAUGCGACGGAUGUGGGAGGAGAGCAUGGCGCAGGUGGCUCGUGAGCAGGAAAUCCUCGAGGCUCGCGUCGGUGAAUCAGAGAUGAAGCGCAAGCUGGCGAAGAAGGCGCUGCGCGAGGUCAUGGAAGGCGGCGGCUUGCCGUCUGCUAGCGUCACGCCGACGAUGGAGAAGGUUCAGGAAGAGGUCGAGGAGGCCGCGGCCAUUGUCAAGGCAACGAGCCGGACGCUGGCUCGGAAGCAGACGGCCCUCGCGCAGAUGGCCGAGUUGUCCGACAGCGAGUCCGGCGUGGAAGACGAGUUCUUCGAUGCGAUAGACUCCGGCGACGUCGAAGUGACGGAGCUCCCUCCCAGCGACACCAAGCAGGACAAGAAGGACGUGGUCGUCUCGGGCAUCGACAUCAGUAGCUCCUUCAAGGGAUAUGAAAACGGCAUUCGUCACAAGCUCAAGAUCGAGAAUGAUGAUCGGCCAAAGAUUUCCCUCUGGGGCAUCCUCAAGUCGAUGAUUGGCAAGGACAUGACAAGGAUGACGCUGCCGGUGUCGUUCAAUGAGCCGACCUCUCUGCUUUACCGUUGCGGUGAGGACAUGGAAUACGCGGACCUUCUCGAUCUCGCAGCCGAACGCUCAGACUCAAUCGAGAGACUCAUGUACGUGGCGGCGUUCGCUGCUAGCGAGUACGCGUCCACGAUUGGCCGCGUGGCCAAGCCGUUCAACCCGCUGCUCGGCGAAACGUUUGAGUACGUUCGCCCAGACAAGAACUACCGCUUCUUCAUUGAGCAAGUCAGCCACCACCCGCCGAUUGGCGCCGCGUGGGCUGAGUCGCCCAACUGGACGUACUGGGGCGAAUCGCAUGUCAAGUCCAAGUUCUACGGCAAGUCGUUUGACAUCAACCCCCUUGGCACGUGGUUCCUCAGGCUCCGGCCUACCGCUGGUGGCAAGGAGGAACUGUACACAUGGAAGAAGGUGACGUCCUCGGUCAUUGGCAUCAUCACUGGCAACCCCACGGUGGACAACUACGGCCCCAUGGAGAUCAAGAACUGGACGACGGGAGAAGUGGCCCACGUUGAGUUCAAGGCCCGUGGUUGGAAGGCCUCGAGUGCGUAUCAGAUCGUCGGCAAGAUUGUGGAUGCCUCGGGCCAGGUGCGGGUCAGCCUCGGCGGGCGGUGGAACUCAAGACUCUAUGCCCGCCUGACACCCGGCUACGAGGCUGCCGUUGACGAGCCCUCUACCAAGAACAAGGACAUUGUUCACCGAGGCAGCAUCGCGGACCCCAACCGAGCGUAUUUGAUCUGGCAAGCCAACGAGCGACCAGCGGGCAUCCCCUUCAACCUGACGCCGUUCGUGCUGACGUUCAACCACAUUGACGACAACUUGAGGGCAUGGAUUGCGCCCACCGAUUCACGUCUGCGGCCUGACCAGCGGGCCAUGGAAGAGGGCGAAUACGACUUUGCGGCAAGCGAGAAGAACCGGCUGGAGGAGAACCAGCGGGCCCGACGCCGAGCGCGCGAGAGUGCCGGGGAAGAGUUUGUCCCCGCGUGGUUCACCAAGGCGAGGUGCGAAAUUACGGGCGAGGAGUACUGGCAAUUUAAUGGCAAGUACUGGACGCAGCGAGAAAAGGCCGGACCCGAGGGCGAUUAUGCAGCAGCAUGGCAAGGGCUGGAGCCUAUAUUUGAAGAUGUACCUUCUGAGAACUCGUGA
Trichoderma reesei QM6a is the source of this 3723-nucleotide messenger RNA. Its product is annotated as oxysterol-binding protein. The annotation marks the transcript as partial. Gene Ontology annotation, biological process: exocytosis; maintenance of cell polarity; piecemeal microautophagy of the nucleus. Gene Ontology annotation, molecular function: protein binding; sterol binding. NCBI's taxonomy places the organism in Eukaryota, Fungi, Ascomycota, Sordariomycetes, Hypocreales, Hypocreaceae. Gene Ontology annotation, cellular component: nuclear envelope; intracellular membrane-bounded organelle; membrane. The transcript is spliced from 2 exons. The record is from RefSeq and is a predicted model, not a curated record.